Molecule: messenger RNA, 528 nt
Organism: Dentiscutata erythropus
Lineage: Eukaryota; Fungi; Glomeromycota; Glomeromycetes; Diversisporales; Gigasporaceae
Source: the annotation of a GenBank genome assembly
AUGUCUCCCACCUCUCCUGCACUUGUGUCCAUCAAGAACUUAAUCGCCUUUUCCAAGGAUUCCCUUAAAUAUGGCAAUGAUGACGUUAAAGUUAUAUACCUGAGAAGUAUACUAGAUUCUCCUUUGGAUCCGUUAAAUGUUGUAGCAGUUGGUGAGAUCAAGAAGCAAGUUGGUGAGAGCUUUAGUAAUACAGAUAUAGAACAUACGAUAUCAUUUGGUGAAAAAAGUGAAUAUUUAAAAUACAACACACAAGUUAGAGGUCCUUCAAAAGGGAACACACCUGUGGCUAUGAAAAUAAUGAAAAAAGCAAAUUAUUUGUCUUGUCUUGAAAGAGAAAGAGCUGUAUUGAAAGAACUUUCGAAGUUAGAAUCACCUCAUAUCCCCAAAAUCCUUUUUUAUGAUGAGAGUACUCUUGUUAUUACUCAUCUUGGUAAGAAAGUAAAUACGUUGCGAAAAACAGAUAUUAAAGAUAUAGUUUCCACCCUCGAACAUGUGCAUUCAUAUGGAUAUGUAUAUUGGGACCUUUGA